GCUGAUUGGCUGCGUCAGUGCGAACUGUUUUGUUGAUAAAUAACUUUGAUGGAUUGAUUAUUUUUCAAGAGGAGCCUCGAAAUAUACACGUCCUGCAAACAGUAUCGGUAAAAUUGCGCUUAAACAGCAGAAUGUAAACAGGAAAACAUGUUUAGUGACUACAACCGAAGAGUUCUCGGAUAGCAAAAGUUGUUGAAUCUGUCAGCCUUCAUGUCGGAAAGGCCUCUCGAUGCACUAUGACAUGGUAUUUUCGCGUUUCAGAUGUGCGCACUUGACGUCUAGGCGAUUACGACAGACUGCAUUGUUCGUGGUAUGUAAAUGGUCGUGCACGCUGUUGACUUUGCCCAGGGUUGGAACUGUUUUGUAAGGUGCUGUCACCCGAACUUGAAAAGUAAAGGAGGACGUCAAUACCAUAUUGCAACAGUAACAUUUCCUGUGACUGAGGAAUGACUGAAUUUUUAAAUAUUUACACCACCUUUAUACUGCAGUAUAAAAGCAAGAGGGGAGGUGGCGCUUCUAGACCCCACAACAUAGUGCUUGUGCUCUGCUCUGCAAAAUCUUUUAUUUUUUACAUCCGGCCUGGUUAUUAGCUAACUUUAAACUGAACUGCUGAAUGCCUCAGGUUUUUGCUUGUCUUAUAGUCUCACACAAUUGCCAUGAGUCUUUCUCCACACCAGAGUGGAACCAUAAACAGUAUUAGCAAGCAGAAUGUUGAAGCCAUUGGGGAAACCAUGCAGCAUUCAGGGGAUCUCUUCUACAAUGUGGGUACUCAGUCCUUGGAGCAAACUCACAGCAGCCCAGAGGUUUUGGUGGAUUCUAGCCCUGAAGUCCAGGGCCUUUACAAAUCUGAUAAAGCCUAUCAGGUCCGGGGCCAUUUUCAGCAAUCGGGACCAGUAAACUGGGUGCCUCAAAACCCAAUGCAGACGGCGACUUGGAUUCAGGGUGUCCCGAACAUGAACAAGUGGUCACAGAACUUUGGCCCUUCUCUAGGUGGUAUAGAUGACCCAAGAGGCUUUCACAAAAGUCAUGAAAUGGAGGCUGUAAAGCUGGAGAAGCAUUCACCAAGUUCAUCACAGUCCUACACAGACACUGUUCACGUUCCCGGGGCAGACUGGGACCAUCACACGAUGGCUGCCAUGCAUCAUACUCAAUUUAAUGCGCUCCAACAAAGUCACAGACCAGCAGACCUCCAGUAUCAGCCACAGGGAAUGCAUCACGAUGUGUCCGACUCCACUUUGCAACCCUUUCAGUUGGCAUUCGGACCUACCCAGCAACCACAGGCACCUGGUUUCCAACAAGUCUUCCAAGGCAACAAUGUGCCUUUAAAUAUGAAUUAUAAUGAGAAACCGAAAUCGCAACAGCAACUCUUGCAGUUGCAACAGCAGCAGCAGCAGCUUCAUCGUCAGCACCAGAUGCAACAGUUACAGCAAAUGCAUCAGUUGCAGCAGCAGAAACAACAACAACAACAACAGCAGCAGCAUCAGAUGCAACAGCAGCAACGUCUGCAGCAAAUGCAACAGCAAUACCAACAACAGAAACAUCUGCAACAGAUGCAGCAGCAACAGCAUGCACGAGAGACUACAGAAAAGCAGAGAGUCAGACAAGAUGUUGAGUCACAAGAUCUUGCCAGCGCUCGGGCAAAAACAGAACUGAGCCAUACCCAGCUCAUAGUCCCUCAACCACAACAUCCUGUUCCUCAGGAAGCAAAUUAUCAGGAGUCUGGAUCUGCAGAGGACACUCCAGAACUCCAGGAGACCCCAAAAAAACGCCAGGUCCUCCCUCGCCGCUCUCGACGACUCUCCAAAGAUGGAAUCUCUCCUCAAGGCAACCAGACAUCAAAUGACAAGGUUUCUUCCCAGAAUGGAGGAGGUGGUGUAGUCCAAGAACCUGCGGUAGGGGUCAUCCAAAGCACUCCGAGACGACGGAGGGCCUCAAAGGAGAUCAACCUUGAGACUCUUGCUCAAAAGGCUUCAGAGAUGGAUUUUUUGCCAGCAAAGUGUGAGGAUGUUACCCCUGGUAAACCAGCUGGGAUGGCACCACUAGUCAUCCCAGUCUCGGUCCCAGUUCGGAGAGGUCAAACUCAAAUGGAAGCACCGGGCAGCUGGACACCGCUGGAUAGUGUUCGGCAUCCCUCAGAGAUUUCACAUCCGCAGAGCCAGCCUGAUUGUAAACCCUCUGUUAUUGUAGCACACCGGCACUCAAUAAAGAACUCAGCAGCCGAGAGCUUCAUCCAGGGUAAAGGACAUGAGGACAAAUCCAGGCGCCGUCCACGUCCCGAGCCUCUGGUCAUACCUCAACCGUACCCUUUCAUCGCCCCUUCUGUUUACUCCAGCAUCACUCCGUACCAGAGCAAUCUGCGCUCCCCUGUACGCCUGCUGGACCAUGCCAGUAUCAUCCCGCCGUACACCCCUCCACCCAUUCUUUCACCAGUGCGUGAAGGCUCUGGGCUCUACUUCUCUGCUGUCCUCUCUUCUAUGGCAGCGGGCAGCCAGGUCCUGCCACCUCCAUUCACUCCCCGCAGCGCUGCUCGAAGCUUGCUACGUUCAAGCAGUUCUGAAAUCAGCCCUCCUGCACUCUCAGUGAUUGGAGAAGCAGCGCCUGUCAGCCUAGAACCACGCAUAAACAUCGGCUCUCAGUAUCAGGCAGAAAUUCCAGAACUGUUGGAUCGAACACUGGCCCUAAAGGACCAGCAUAAAGCCACUUUGGUCUGGCUUCCUAAAUCAGAGGCUGAUUCUACGCCCUCCCAGGAUACGAGACUUGAUGACCUGAUGAUCCUGGUCUGCUCCAGUGCCGUGUAUGGAGGAGGAACCAACCCGGAGCUAGCGCUACACUGCCUGCACGAGUGCAGAGGGGAUGUCAUGGAAGCUCUGGAAAUGAUGUUGAUGAAGAAUCCCAUCUUCUCCAAGAACCACCAUCUGGCGAACUACCACUAUGCAGGAUCAGACUACUGGACUGUGGAUGAAAAACAAUACUUCAACAAGGGAAUUUCUGCUCACAGGAAAGAUUUCUUCUUGGUGCAGAAACUGGUGAGGAGUAAAACAGUGGCACAGUGUGUGGAGUUCUACUACACCUAUAAGAAACAAGUAAAGAUUGGCCGUAAUGGUACAUAUACAUAUGGACCUUCAGACCCAGAGGAUAACAUCUCUUUGAUUCAUGUGAAACAAGCAGAGGAAGAAAAUAAUAGUAGACAACAGGAGGGAACACAAGACAAUGUGGAUAGCAGUCUACAAGAUGUGACCAAGGCAAUUCAAGACAAUUUGAAUGAGAGGGCAGCAGUGGCUCAUGAGGAGCAGAAGAACAGCUCUGUGGAAGUGUCUUCAGGCCUGAUGCCAGUGGCUCAGCCCCACUUCAAAACACCUUCCCCUGCACCUCCGAAACCUCACCCUGACAAUACUGCGAAGAAAAACAGAGCCUCAACUGGCAGCAAGAGUCAGGGAGAGCCAGAGGGUGUUUUCCCUUGCAAGAAGUGCAGUAGAGUGUUCUAUAAGGUGAAGAGCCGCAGUGCUCACAUGAAGAGUCACGCCGAGCAGGAGAGGAAGGCAGCAGCACAGUGCCUAAGAGAAGAGGAGGAGCGGGCCGCGAAGGCAAGGCAGGAGAUGCUCGAGGCAGCAAGGAGGAAGGAGGCAGAAAGAGGAGGGCAAGAAGAGAGCAGCGGAGCUGAGGAAAGCUCAUUAGAGCUGGAUGAUGAGCAGGAUGAGGACUGGCAUUGAGCAAAUACAUGACUCUUUUAGUACUCCUCAUUAGUACCAAUCUGUACCAAAAAUGUGUCCAAAAAAAGUAGGUUAUGAUGUUUAAAAUUAUAAAGGUGUCUGAAAUGCCUUUUUUAUUUUUACCAAAAUUUUAUAAGAACUUUCCUUUGGUAUAUAUAUUUUUUAUAUUUGAAUAUAUGACAUAUGAUAAAUAUGAUAACAAAUGUAAAAAAAGUUUGCUGAGCUAAUUGUUGAGAUUUUCUAGAAGCGUAUACCCUUUCACUUUGAUUUUGAUCAAAGUACCCAAACAAAUUUUGAUUGCCUUCAAUGAGAUUGUAUUAUUAUUGUUCUUUUUUUUUUUUACAUGUUUAUGUAAUAUACAAAAUAUGUACUUAAGAACACAAUUAAAAAUUCCCCUCAUCUAUCUAUAGAUAAUUCACUUCACUAUUUCUUGUGCAUGAAAUGUAUAUAAUGCAUAGAAAUAUAUAUGUUGACCUUUGUGUAUUAUAUUGUGUACAAUAUUGAUCCUGUCGGUUUUUUUUCUUCUUUACUCUAAACAUAAAAGAAUGUGUAUUUAUGUUUUGAAUACACUUUAAGGGGAGUGGGAUAUGUAGAAUUAAGGGAUUUUUUAUGAAAGCUCGCAUGUAAAUAAAAUCUGUUUAGAAAAGCACAACAAAAACAUUUUCAAUAUAUUUCAUCACAUUUUUCACACUCUUUUGACUAUUGUGGCCAUGCUUGAUAUUUGCUUUAUUUCAAAAAUGUGUGCACAAUAAAAACAAACUUCCA
This is a messenger RNA of Carassius auratus (goldfish), 4475 nucleotides long. RefSeq names its product ELM2 and SANT domain-containing protein 1-like. Gene Ontology annotation, cellular component: transcription regulator complex; histone deacetylase complex. The transcript is spliced from 13 exons. Gene Ontology annotation, molecular function: transcription corepressor activity. Gene Ontology annotation, biological process: regulation of transcription by RNA polymerase II; negative regulation of DNA-templated transcription. Bases 657 to 3710 code for a protein of 1017 amino acids. The record is from RefSeq and is a predicted model, not a curated record. NCBI's taxonomy places the organism in Eukaryota, Metazoa, Chordata, Actinopteri, Cypriniformes, Cyprinidae.